AUGGGAAAGAAAAUUAUCAAAUAGAAGAAAGUAGUGGUAGAGGAGUCAGAUGAGUCAGAUCAUUCAGAGCAAGAGGACAACUUCGAUGAGAUUGAUCAAUCUGAUAAUGAAUAGGACAGUGAUGAUUAGCAGUAGUAAUAAAAUCAAAAGAAAAACAAGCCUAGAGAACUAAUCCCUGAGAGUCUAUAGAGUAUAUUCAAGAAUAAAUAGCAGAAUACAUACUUGAUAGAUGAAGAAGAGAAUCAGCCAAGUAUAUUCAGCAAGACUAGGCAUCUUGACACUAAAACUGACUCAAGUAACAUACAGGAUGAGGCUUUGAAGAAGGCAGAAGCUCUUUAUAACAAACUCAAUAUAUUCAAUAAUAUUCCUGCCAAUGCUAAACAAAUCGCUCCACUAAACAAUAUACAACUUUAGAAAAAGGAAAGACAGAAGAAGAAGGAGGAGUCAGCAGGCAAGGCUUGGGGCUACAUGCCUAAACAAGAGCUGACUGAGGAGGUCAAAGCUGACCUAAAAGCCAUUUAACUUAGAAACUUCAUUUACCCCAAUAGAUUCUACAAGUCAACAGAUCUAAAAAAACUCCCUAAGUAUUUCCAGAUAGGUACAGUUGUGGCUGAUAAGAAUGAACCUUAGAAUAUGAUGCUAACCAAGAAGCAGCAAAAGGGUUCAAUUGCUGAGCAGUUCCUUAAAGAGGACAGCGAGAAGAUGUUCAGUAAAAAGAAAUACGAGAAGGUCAACGACAGACUUAGAAGAAUGGGAGAAAAGAAGAGAAAACUUAAGAUUAAUAAACAGAGACAGAAGUUUGCUAAUAAAGCUAAAGGCAAGGAAUCCUCCAAGCCUGGUAAAAAGUGA
This is a messenger RNA of Stylonychia lemnae, 849 nucleotides long. The record is from the annotation of a GenBank genome assembly. Lineage: Eukaryota; Ciliophora; Spirotrichea; Sporadotrichida; Oxytrichidae.